AUGGCUUCUAGCCGUAUCCCUCGCGUGAGGACCUUUUCUGCCAUUACUUCUCAUGCCCAGGCCACAAGCAAGAGGACAUCAGUGGAUGCCUCCCUGGAGCCCCUGCAGAGGCCCGAGUCCUUCAUCCCUCGCCACAUCGGACCUGAUGUGAGCGACGCCGAGGCGAUGCUCAAGGCGCUCGAUCCCCCGGCGAGGACAAUUGACGAGUUCAUCGCCCAGGUUCUUCCUGCGGAUGUGUAUUCCGAGAGGAAGACGUUCGCGUGGGACAAUGAGGGUCACAUGGAUGAGAGCAAGAUUCUGGCAAAGGCAACAGCCUGGGCCAAGGCCAACGAGGCCGCCCCGAAGCCGUUGAUCGGCGCCGGUUACAACCCGAGCGUUACUCCCAGAGUUAUCCAGACGAAUGUAUUGGAGAGCCCUGCUUGGUACACGAGUUACACGCCUUACCAGCCCGAAAUCAGCCAGGGCCGCCUCGAGUCGCUGCUCAACUACCAGACCAUGGUUUCCGACCUGACUGGCCUUCCCAUUUCCAACGCCAGUCUUCUGGACGAGGGUACGGCCGCCGCCGAGGCCAUGACGCUGUCCAUGAACGCCCUUUCUACUUCCCGCGCAAAGAGGCCCGGCAAGACUUUUGUAGUCUCUGACCUCGUCCACCCUCAGUCCAUCUCGGUUCUGAAGAGCAGGGCGCAGGGCUUCGGCAUCAAGAUUGAGAUCCUCGACGUCAGCACCGCUGAGAACCAGGAGAAGAUCAAGGCUCUCGGCCAGGACUUGGUCGGUGUUAUGGUUCAGUACCCCGACACGAAGGGCAAGGUUGAGGACUUCAAGGGUCUUUCCGAGCUCGUUCACUCCCAGGGCGCGCUCCUCAGCGCUGCCACCGAUCUCCUGGCUCUGACUGUGCUCGCUCCUCCCGGCGAGUGGGGUGCCGACAUCGCCUUCGGAAGUGCCCAGCGUUUCGGCGUUCCCCUCGGUUUUGGUGGCCCUCACGCUGCUUUCUUCGCCGUCAAGGAGGCCCACAAGCGCCGCAUGCCGGGCCGUUUGGUCGGUGUGUCCAAGGACCGAACCGGUCGCCGAGCUCUGAGACUGGCUCUCCAAACUCGCGAGCAGCACAUCCGUCGUGAGAAGGCUACUAGCAACGUUUGCACUGCCCAGGCUCUCCUGGCGAACAUGGCUGCCCUGUUUGCGGUCUACCACGGCCCUGAGGGUUUGAAGGAGAUUGCCUCGAGAUUGGUCCGUCUCGCUCGGGGUGUUCAGGCUGUGGCCGAGGCCGCCGGCUUGGAGACCGAGCAGAGCGGAGCUAGCCCCGACGGCAAGGUUUUGUUCGAUACUGUUGUCAUCAAGGCCGGUGACCGCGCUCAGAAGAUCCUCGAGGAGGGUAAGAAGGCCGGUCUGGGAUUCCGUGAUUAUGGAAACGGCGAUGUUGGUAUCAGCGUCAACGAGCACGUCAACGAGGAGAUUUUCAACACCAUUGCCACCGUUCUCGGAAACGUCACCGGUGCCCAGACUGCUGAAGUUGCUAGCAAGUCCUACGCCGCUCUCACUGAGAGCAUCACCGACCUGCUCCCUGCUUCCCUCCGCCGCCAGUCCGACUACCUCACCCACCCCGUUUUCAACACUCACCGCAGUGAGACGGAAAUCCUCCGCUACAUCCACCACCUCCAGUCCAAGGACUUGUCUCUCGUCCACUCCAUGAUUCCUCUUGGUUCCUGCACCAUGAAGCUCAACAGUGCGACUGAGAUGGCCCUGAUCUCCCUUCCGGGUUUCUCCACCAUCCACCCUCACACCCCCGCCAGCGAGCUCAAGGGAUACACUGCCCUGAUCGAGAGCCUCUCCGAGCAGCUCAAGGGUAUCACUGCCAUGGACGCCGUUUCCUUGCAGCCCAACUCCGGCGCCCAGGGUGAAUUUGCCGGUCUCCGUGCCAUCCGCAAGUACCUCGAGCAGAAGCCCGACGGCAAGAAGCGCGACAUCUGCCUCAUCCCCGUCUCUGCCCACGGUACCAACCCUGCCUCCGCUGCCAUGGCUGGUAUGCGCGUCGUCCCCGUCAAGUGCGACCCGGUUACCGGUAACCUCGUCAUCGAGGAUCUCGAGGCCAAGUGCAAGCAGUACGCCGACCAGCUCGGUGCUUUCAUGGUUACCUACCCUAGCACCUACGGCGUGUACGAGCCCGGCGUCAAGAGAGCCUGCGAGUUGGUCCACCAGUAUGGUGGCCAGGUCUACAUGGACGGCGCCAACAUGAACGCCCAGAUCGGUAUCUGCUCGCCCGGUGAGAUUGGUGCUGAUGUCUGCCAUCUCAACCUUCACAAGACCUUCUGCAUUCCCCACGGCGGUGGCGGUCCUGGUGUCGGACCCAUUUGCGUCAAGGAGCACCUCGCUCCUCACCUGCCGGCCCUCGCCGCCGACGGUGAGGAGGCCAUGGUUUCCAGUGCACCCUUCGGCAGCGCUGGUAUCCUGCCCAUCAGCUGGGCUUACAACGCGCUCAUGGGCAACGACGGUCUCCGUCUUGCCACCAAGACUGCCAUCCUGAACGCCAACUACAUCCUCUCCCGCCUCAAGCCUCACUUCAAGAUUCUCUACACCAACGACAACGGCCGCUGCGCGCACGAGUUCAUCCUUGACGCCCGCCCCUUCAAGGAGACCGCAGGUGUCGAGGCCAUUGACAUUGCCAAGCGUCUGCAGGACUACGGCUUCCACGCCCCUACCAUGAGCUUCCCCGUUGCCAACACGCUCAUGAUCGAGCCGACGGAGAGUGAGAGCAAGGAGGAGCUUGACCGCUUCAUCGAAACCCUCAUCAGCAUCCGUGAGGAGAUUCGCGAGGUCGAGGAGGGCAAGCAGCCCAAGGAGGGCAACGUGCUCAAGAUGGCGCCUCACCCGCAGGCGGACGUCAUCCUUGGUGACGGUGAGGGCAAGUGGGACCGUCCCUACUCUCGCGAGAAGGCGGCCUACCCGCUUCCCUUCCUGAAGGAGAAGAAGUUCUGGCCUAGCGUGGCGCGUGUUGAUGACACGUACGGUGACACCAACUUGUUCUGCACGUGCCCCCCUGUUGAGGACACUACUUCAGAGUAA
This is a messenger RNA of Colletotrichum karsti, 3057 nucleotides long. RefSeq names its product glycine dehydrogenase. Gene Ontology annotation, cellular component: mitochondrion; glycine cleavage complex. Gene Ontology annotation, biological process: glycine decarboxylation via glycine cleavage system. Bases 1 to 3057 code for a protein of 1018 amino acids. NCBI's taxonomy places the organism in Eukaryota, Fungi, Ascomycota, Sordariomycetes, Glomerellales, Glomerellaceae. The transcript is spliced from 2 exons. Gene Ontology annotation, molecular function: pyridoxal phosphate binding; glycine dehydrogenase (decarboxylating) activity; glycine binding. The record is from RefSeq and is a predicted model, not a curated record.